This is a messenger RNA of Peronospora belbahrii, 1368 nucleotides long. The record is from the annotation of a GenBank genome assembly. NCBI's taxonomy places the organism in Eukaryota, Oomycota, Peronosporomycetes, Peronosporales, Peronosporaceae.
AUGCGUAUCUCUGGAAUAAUUCGCGUGGCACUGCUGGCUACAGCUGCAAUCUCGGCCCUCGCACUACCUUCAAUGACAGAGGCGAACACGCUUGCUAAUAUGGCAGCGUUUGAUAACACUAGGAUCGAUUUAACACAUGAAACGCGCGUGCUUGCUGCAGAUCCCGCGGCCGAUGGAGACGCAGAAACGGCACCUCCUAAGAAGAAGCACAAGAAAAAAGCACCGGCACCUGCUGACGAUACUUAUGAGGCUUCAGCUCCUGAGGCAACUCCUGAGGCAACAAAACCGCCUCGGAGAAAGAAGGCUGCCAAAGCUGCUGAAAAGAAGACCACAAACGUGGAAGAGACGACUGAAGCACCAAAGAAGAAGAAAAAAAAAGCACCACUUUUUGAGGAUGCGGAUAGCUUAGAUGUGGCUGGGACUCCAAAUAAAGCCGAGAAGUCAGAGGAGACGGAGGAACGUUUAGAGGAGGCGCCCAAGAAGAAAAAGGUCAAGAAAGCGGCGAAAAAAGAUGAAACGACCAAGACUGUUAACGAAAAGAAGAUUAAGGGUGACUCUAACGACGGAAUUAUUGACGGAUCCUCCGAAGGUAGCGCCGAAAUCGACAAGAUUAAUUUGGACAAUGAAGAUGGCUGGGUCAGUGUGUACGAUGACCCUCCGCUGCUUGUUAUCAAGGCUUCACUGUACGCAUUCAUUUCGUACAACGACUCAGAGGUAUGCGAUACCUUUAACAUGACGAUGAAUGCCGUGGAACAAAAGCCGGAGGAAAGUGGACGCUUUGCGUACCACGUUGUGGCGUACAUUAAUUGCACGAAGAAUGGUGAAGACGAGACUCAGGGCCGGUUCAUUUUGAACUUCAUUCCAGAGGGAAAGAGGUUGCUUUUGACUGAGUGUGGUCAUCGUGAAGAGGGCGAGAUUGUUAAUUGGCUGCGCAUCGAGGAUGAAGUGCCUGAGUGCAUGACUCCUAAGCAGCGCAAGCAGUUCCUUGCUCAGCCCAUGAAGCACAUUCACGCCAGCAACGGACUCAAUCCUGGUGCGGAGGCUGUGCAGACGGACUUUAUGACUCGACUUGAGGAGCUUGAUGCUGAGGAGGUUGCCAUAGUCGGCUCUGCUACGAUAGCGCUUUUUGUAAUCAUUGCCGUGCUGGUUCUCUUUAUUAUUCGCAAACGCAAGAUCCAGAAAGAUUUGGAGCGCACCAUUGCCGGUGCCAAGGCCGAGCACGCUGUUGAAGACGAUGAUUUGCAAACCGAGGUCGAGGAAAAGGCCACCAAGGAGCGCAAGGGUUUGAUGGACAGUGCCAAGGCCAAAAGUGACGAUCCUGACAUGGAGGAGGGCUCAUUCGUGAACUCCCCAGCCGUGCGCGUUUAA